Molecule: messenger RNA, 1285 nt
Organism: Dipodomys ordii (Ord's kangaroo rat)
Lineage: Eukaryota; Metazoa; Chordata; Mammalia; Rodentia; Heteromyidae
Gene: Ino80e
Product: INO80 complex subunit E
Exons: 8
Coding region: 104-685 (193 amino acids)
Biological process (GO): chromatin remodeling
Cellular component (GO): Ino80 complex; nucleus
Source: RefSeq, a predicted model, not a curated record
CCCAGCCUUGCAGAGUCCCCGGAAGUGGCCGCGUGAGAGGCCGAGCUGAGCCGGUUCGGGGUAGCGGGACUCCGGGUACUGGGGCGCUGCUCCCGCGCCGGUCAUGAACGGGCCGGCGGACGGCGAAGUGGACUACAAGAAGAAAUAUCGGAAUCUGAAGCGGAAGCUCAAGUUCCUCAUCUACGAACACGAGUGCUUCCAGGAGGAGCUCAGGAAGGCGCAGAGGAAAUUACUAAAGGUGUCCCGGGACAAGAGUUUCCUUCUAGACCGACUUCUGCAGUAUGAGAACGUGGAUGAGGACUCUUCUGACUCCGAUGCCACGGCGUCCUCAGAUAACAGUGAGACAGAGGGGACACCCAAAUUGGACACACCAGCUCCCAAGAGGAAGAGAAGCCCUCCGCUAGGGGGAGCCCCUUCCCCCUCCAGCCUCUCCCUGCCUUCUUCAACAGGGUUUCCCCUUCAGGCUUCUGGGGCUCCCUCCCCAUAUCUGAGCUCGCUGGCUUCCCCUCCUUACCCCCCAUUCCCUUCUGACUACCUGGCCCUGCAGCUGCCCGAGCCCAGUCCCCUGAGGCCCAAGCGGGAGAAACGGCCCCGCCUGCCCCGGAAACUCAAGAGCCAUCACUCUGGCUGCAGUGUGGAGGAGGAGCUGGAUCUGGGAGAGGCUGAAGGCAGGGAGUCCAGUUAGGAGGCUGGUACCUAGCCCAGAUGGCGGUGGGACCUCCUGACUGCCCUGUGGGCGGGCCACUGACCUUCCCUGCCCGGGGUCCUGGGACUGGGGUCGGGGCAGCUCUGACCCCCCUCCCCCCUCCUAAGAUGCCCCCCCAUACCAUCCUGAGCACCGUCCCUCGGCAGAUGUUCAGCGAUGCAGGCAGUGGGGAUGACGCCCUGGAUGGGGAUGAUGACCUGGUGAUCGACAUCCCGGAGUGACCAGCCAGUGCCAUGUGCCAGGCCCUGCCCAGCGCCCCUCCCUGUGCCAGCACAAGAGCCCCAGCUUCCUCAGAGGUGUUUAUUGAUGCCCAGUUGCCAUACUUCGGCUACUGACACAAUCAGAAAAGGCGUAAACAUGCACAGUUGUCCCCUAGGAAGGGGGCAGGGGCCCUGCCCUCACAUUCUGGCCCCUGCCAGGGGACAGUUAUUUGAAUGAGUGGCCAGGAGGAUCUGGCGCCUCUUAUGGAGGCAGAGAUCCUGUGGAGACCACCCCUUGAAAAGGGCAGCUGUACAGGGCUAGGACCUUUUUUUUUUUUUUUUCUUUUAAAUGAAGAUUCUGUAUUAAAGGAUUGGCUCU